CUUGAGUGACUCUGCGGAAGCUAUUGGCUCCUCCUGAAACCUAAUUUGCAGAGAUGACGAACAAACCGUUGGAUUCACUACCUCCUACUGAAACACUAGAGAUAGAGAGUGGAUUGUCGCUGGUGCCACGCGUUAGGCUCAAUCUCACAGUGUACUCGUCGAGCCAAGUUGUGACCAAACCCAUCGAUGAGUGGAAGAUGAAGCAGACGCUCAUAGACUUCCUAAAGAACUCGCUUUCUGUCUCCAUCACCGUCCCUGAAGAUGACCUCCAGGUCAGACGGCUCAAGGACCUCAAGAAGCGUAAGCGCGAUGACCCUGUAGCUUUCGGUACACUGUUCAUUCGCGACCUGGGGUUUCUGAACAAGACCAGUAAGAGAAACGAUGGUGAGGAAGAAGAAAAGGACGUAAAGGAGUUGGAGAAGAAGUUCCUGGACUGGAGAAAGUACAUUGUUGAGAAAAUGGAUGGGAUUGAGCUCAAUAUCGAAGGGGUCAAGUACAAGCUAAACGUCGAAGUUCCGGAGUCUGAUAAUUUUGAGGCCAUGAAGAAAGCUUGGGAGGAGUUUUACGCUUUUGGAAGUCGGGGGCUUUCGACGAGAGGGAGGCAAGAGCCUGAUACCAUAAUACUGAGGGGUGCUCCGUCACGCUGGUUUGCAGAGCCCCGGGUUUCUUCGAAGCCUUCAAUGCUGGUUACCCAUACCAUCUUUUCUACAUUUGGGAAGAUAAGGAAUCUUAAUGUUGCUGAGGACGAUGGUCUAGGUAAGGACGCGAACGAAGAUGGUGGGGACUUAAUUUCAGGUCUCCAUUGUAAGAUUGUGGUUCAGUUCGAGAAAUACCAGGACUUCUAUAAUACUUUCAAGGUGUUAUGUGGCCGCUCAUUCCAGAAGCAAGGAUCUCAAUUGAGGGCUGAUUAUGAGGUUACGUGGGACAAGGAUGGAUUUUUCCGAUUCUCAAGAAAUCAACCGCAUGAAAAUAGUAGCAGGAUACGGGAAACAGCAACAACACAGCACAGAAGUGAAGCUCCAAGGCAUCGGCAACACAUCUCUCAAUUCAGUUCCAACCAAGCUCCCCGCAAGAGGUUUAAGGAAUAGGGCAGUUGAUCUGAAAAUUCCCUAUGGAGCCGGGAGUUUGAAGUGUUAGAAUAUGGCAUGAGUCAAUGUAUGACAGAAAAGACUAGUCUUCAACUCUCUUAUUGGUUGGUGGACAUGAUGCCUUGCACAACAUCACAGCAGCACUUUAUUUUUUAGGAGUUGUUAAAUCGUACAUUCAAGUGGGGCAUUUCAAUCCUGAAAGAAGAAGAAGAAAUGUUUGCUAUUUGCUUCAUCAUCCUUUUUUUCCGCUAACGGUUUGUAAUGUAUCCUUGGUCUUGGGUGUAAGAAUUUUGAGUGUUUGAAUAGUAAGAAAUUGAGUGGAGAUGACUCUGUUGGUCGAUUUGCUUUGAUUUGAUUUGAAUAGUAAGAGAUUUGUAAGAA
Prunus mume (Japanese apricot) is the source of this 1469-nucleotide messenger RNA. RefSeq names its product ZCW7 (gene ZCW7). The record is from RefSeq and is a predicted model, not a curated record. Lineage: Eukaryota; Viridiplantae; Streptophyta; Magnoliopsida; Rosales; Rosaceae.